This is a messenger RNA of Scleropages formosus (Asian bonytongue), 7158 nucleotides long. RefSeq names its product attractin-like 1b (gene atrnl1b). The transcript is spliced from 29 exons. Bases 1089 to 5186 code for a protein of 1365 amino acids. Gene Ontology annotation, cellular component: Golgi apparatus. The record is from RefSeq and is a predicted model, not a curated record. Gene Ontology annotation, molecular function: protein binding. NCBI's taxonomy places the organism in Eukaryota, Metazoa, Chordata, Actinopteri, Osteoglossiformes, Osteoglossidae.
GAGGAGGACCACGAAGCCGGAGCUCGAGCAAGGAGGCGCGCGUAGAGGGGGGGGUGGUUGAGUCCUGGGAGCGCGCUCGCCCAUACGCUGACUGACUGAGGAGGGAAAAGGGACCGAGCGAGGAGCCACACGGCUGCCUCUCUGUCUGUGGAAGUAAACGUAAAAGGAUGACCUGCCAAAAGGAUGAUGAGCGGGAACGAUCCGUGAGGCGGCCGGGCGGCCCUUUUCGACGCUGCGGCCCCGUACCGUAGGCACUCUCGUCCCCGACCCCGCCGCUGGCGCGCGCUCGCUCGCUCGCUCCCGACCCGUAGGCGCUCUCGUGAAGACGAGCGUCUCGUGCGCCUUUGCUUUUGUGUCCGCGAUCGGGAAGCGGAAUCAAAAAAGGAAAGAGGACAAUACAGAGAGAGAAUUAAAAAGGGAAAUACAAGGAGUUGGUGGACCGGGUGGACUGCGCGGUGAUUCGCCAGCGAGGAGCCCGUGUGAACGCGGUAGAACGGCGGUUAAAACGGUGUACAAAUGUUCCGAGUGCUGCGGAGUAGCCCUAAGCGCGCAGUCGAUAAGCUCGCGCCGCUGAGCCUGAGGUAAAAACAGAACCACCGCGGUGUGUGUUUGUGUGCGCGCGCGCGCGCGUGUGAGAGAGCGAGAGGGUGAGAGGGCCUUUUUUUCUUUCGCCGUUCACGUUCACGUUCACAUCCAUACCUGAGGAUUUGCGCGUGUUCCUCACGAGCGCAGCAGCCUCUGCUGCUCCUGUGGGGAUUCGAGCAAAUCUCCAUCUGUGUGAGCGCGCGAGCCGUCCCGAGUGCAAGGAAGGAGCCCGGCGGUGGAAGUCAUUGUGAGUGAGUGAGUGAGUGAGUGAGUGUGUGUGUGUGUGUGUGUGUGUGUGUGUGUGUUGUGGGAAAGAGGAGUCGAGGUGGACCCGGAGCUCUGAUGGAGCACUGACAGCAUUAUUCAUCACAAAGACAGGAACUCCCCCUGUAUGGACCCUUAAACAGGGAUUGAUCGCAUGGACGCCUGAGGACGGGACUCGUCUCCUGCGGACUCCCACGGAGAGCACCGGACCGUCCCCCCUGCUCCUGCGCACCUUGGACAUGGAUGGAGGGAAGACGCUGGGCAGAGGGCCCUUCCUCCCUUGCGUCCCCGCAGGGCGUCCGCACAUCCCAGCGUACCUGCUGCUACUCGUGGUGCUCCACCUGGUGCUCCACGCCGAGGCCUCGCUGUCCAAAGCGUGCGAGAAGAGCUGCUACUCGGGGAAGUGUGUGAACGGGACGUGUGUGUGCGACCAGGGCUGGGUGGGCGACCAGUGCCAGCACUGCCAGGGCCGCUUCAGGUUGACGGAACCGUCCGGAUCGCUCACAGACGGACCGAUCAACUACAAGUACAAGACCAAGUGCACGUGGCUCAUCGAGGGCUACCCGAACGCCGUCCUGCGGUUGCGCUUCAACCACUUUGCGACGGAAUGCACCUGGGACCAUAUGUACGUCUACGACGGCGACUCGGUCUACGCCCCCCUGAUCGCCGUUUUCAGCGGCCUCGUCGUGCCAGAGGUUCGAGGGAACGAGACGGUCCCCGAGGUGGUGACCACGUCCGGCUACGCCCUCCUGCACUUCUUCAGCGACGCCGCCUACAACCUCACGGGCUUCAACAUUUUCUACUCGAUCAACUCGUGCCCGAACAACUGCUCGGGCCACGGGAAGUGCUCCACGGGCAACUCCAUCGCCAGUCGCGUGUACUGCGAGUGUGACGACUACUGGAAGGGCGAGGCCUGCGACAUCCCCUACUGCAGGAGUAACUGCGGCAGCCCCGACCACGGCUACUGCGACCUCACCGGCGAGAAGCUCUGCGUCUGCAACGACAGCUGGCAAGGUCCCGACUGCUCCCUGACGGUUCCGUCCACCGAGUCCUACUGGGCCCUGCCCAACGUGAAGCCCUUCAGCCCGUCGGUGGGGCGCGCGUCCCACAAGGCCGUGGUGCAGGGCAAGCUCAUGUGGGUCAUCGGGGGUUACACCUUCAACUACAGCUCCUUCCCCAUGGUGCUCAACUACAACCUCGAGAGCAGCAUCUGGAAUGUGGUGCCGGUCCACAGCGGUCCACUGCAGCGAUACGGCCACUCCCUCGCCCUCUACCAGGACGACAUCUACAUGUUUGGCGGGAAGAUCGAGACUCGAGGAGGCAACGUGACGGACGAGCUGUGGGUGUUCAACAUCCCGAGUCGGAUGUGGUCCCUGCGGGCGCCCAACGUGCUCGUGCACGGGCAGCAGUACGCCGUGGAGGGCCACUCGGCUCACGUGGUCGAGCUGGACAACGGCGAAGUCGUCAUGGUGGUCAUCUUCGGGUACUCCUCUAUCUACAGCUACAUCAGCAACGUGCAGGAGUACAACCUGCGCACGAACACGUGGGUGGUCCCGGAGACCCAGGGGGCCAUCGUGCAGGGGGGCUACGGCCACAGCAGCGUAUACGACGGCGUGAGCCGCUGCGUCUAUGUGCACGGCGGCUACAAGGCCCUCCCCGCCAACAAGUACGGCCUGGUGGACGACCUGUACCGGUUCGAGGUGCGGAGCCGGACGUGGACGAUUCUAAAGGAGAGCGGCUUUGCCCGAUACCUGCACUCCGCUGUCCUGCUCAGUGGUUCCAUGCUGGUCUUUGGAGGAAACACACACAAUGACACAUCCCUCAGCAAUGGGGCCAAGUGUUUCUCUGCUGACUUCCUUGCUUAUGACAUAGCGUGUGACGGGUGGAAGGUGCUGCCCAAGCCCAACCUGCACCGCGACGUUAACCGCUUCGGUCAUUCGGCGGUGGUCAGCAACGGAUCCAUGUACGUGUUUGGGGGCUUCUCCAGCGUCCUCCUCAACGACGUCCUGGUCUACAAACCCCCCAGCUGCGAGGCCUUCCUCCAGGAGGAAGGUUGCCUGAAAGCCGGUCCAGGCAUCCGCUGCGCGUGGUCCAAGUCCCGCUGUGUCCCCUGGGACUCUGCCCACACCAAUGGCAGUGUUCCCACGGCUUCCUGCCCCGCCCGGCCACCGACCGUGGACGAGCGAUGCUACCGCUUCUCCGACUGCGCCAGCUGUACGUCCAACACCAACGGCUGCCAGUGGUGUGACGAGAAGAAGUGCCUCGCAGCCUCCAGCAACUGCUCUGUGUCCGUGAAAAACUUCUUCAAGUGCCACUUGAGGAACGAGCAGAUCUGCAGCAAGCUGGCCAACUGCAAGAGCUGCUCCCUGAACCUCAACUGCCAGUGGGAUCACCAGCAGAUGGAAUGCCAUGCCCUGCCGGCUCACCUCUGCGGGGACGGCUGGAACCACGUGGGAGAGUCGUGUCUGCGCAUCAACUCGAGCCGCGAGAGCUACGACAACGCGCAGCACUACUGCAAGAACCUGGAUGGCAACAUCGCCUCGCUCACCACCGUCAAGCAGGUGGACUUCGUGCUGGACGAGCUGCAGAAGUACGAGGUGCAGGGGAAGCGCAUCUCGCCCUGGGUGGGUCUCCGGAAGAUCAACGUGUCCUACUGGGGCUGGGAGGAUGCGUCGCCCUUCACCAACAGCUCGCUGCAAUGGCUUCCCGGGGAGCCCAGCGACUCGGGUUUCUGCGCGUACCUGGAGCGGGCCGACGUGUCCGGUUUGAAGGCAAACCCCUGCACGGCCACCACAGACGGCCUCAUUUGCCAGAAGCCUGUCGUGAGCCCCAACCAGAGCGUGCGGCCCUGCAAGAUGCCGUGUUCGCUGCGCACCAGCUGCGCCAACUGCACGAGCCAGGCCUUGGAGUGCAUGUGGUGCGUGAGCACGAAGCGCUGCGUCGACUCCAACGCCUACGUCAUCUCCUUCCCCUACGGACAGUGCCUCGAGUGGCAGACCGCGGACUGCUUGUUCCAGAACUGUUCCGGUUUGCGCACGUGCAGCCAGUGCCUGGAGCAGCCCGACUGCGGCUGGUGCGGCGACCCCAGCAACACGGGCCGGGGCCAGUGCAUGGAGGGGUCCUCGCGGGGGCCAAUGAAGAGCCUGUCCAAGCAGAGCCAAGACAUGGUGCUGGAGCCGGGACUCUGCCCCAGGGAGAAGGGCUUCGACUGGGCCUUCAUCAACUGCCCCGCAUGCCAGUGCAAUGGCCACAGCACGUGCGUGAACACCAGCGUGUGCGAGCAGUGCCGCAACCUCACCACUGGACCCCAGUGCCAGACGUGCAUGCCUGGUUACUACGGCGACCCGACAAACGGAGGGAAGUGCCAGGCUUGCAAGUGCAACAGCCAUGCCAACGUGUGCCACGUGCAGACGGGCAAGUGCUACUGCACCACCAAGGGCAUCAAAGGAGAUCAGUGCCAGCUUUGUGACUCCGAGAACCGUUACCUUGGCAACCCUCUGCGGGGAACGUGCUACUAUAACCUGCUCAUUGACUACCAGUUCACCUUCAGCCUCCUGCAGGAAGAUGACCACCACUACACGGCCAUCAACUUUAUGGCCACGCCCGAGCAGACCAACAAGAACUUGGACAUGUCCAUCAACGCGUCAAACAACUUCAACCUCAACAUCACCUGGUCUGUGGGCUCCACAGCCGGGACCAUCUCAGGGGAGGAGGUGGCCAUCGUGUCCAAAACCAACAUCAAAGACUACAGGGACAGCUUCUCCUCCGACAAGUUCAGCUUCCGCAGCAACCCCAACAUCACCUUCUACGUCUACGUCAGCAACUUCUCCUGGCCAAUCAAGAUUCAGAUUGCCUUCUCUCAGCACAACGGCAUCAUGGACCUGGUCCAGUUCUUCGUCACCUUCUUCAGCUGCUUCCUGUCCCUCUUACUGGUGGCUGCUGUGGUGUGGAAGAUCAAACAGACCUGCUGGGCCUCCAGGCGAAGAGAGCAGCUCAUGAGGGAGCGCCAGCAGAUGGCCAGCCGUCCUUUUUCCUCGGUGGAUGUGGCGUUGGAGGUGGCGGGUCCGCACACGGAACUGCUGCACGCGUCGGCCGAGGGUGCCCCCAAACCCAUCGCCAUGGAGCCCUGUUCCGGUGGCAAAGCUGCUGUGCUCACAGUCUUCAUGUGUCUCCCCAGGGGGCCCUCUGGCGUCCCGCCCCCCGGCCAGUCAGGCAUUGCCAUCGCCAGCGCACUUGUGGACACCUCCCAGCAGAAGCCUACGGACUUCAGGGAGAAGACCCUCGGACUGAAGAGCCGCAAGUCACACCCCCCCAUGCACCAGGGGACCUGCGUGUGAGCUGGGGCCCCCCUCGGGCCUCCCAGGCCCCACCCUCCCCCCACCUUCUUGGAACUGGCUUCUCCUUGUGCGGUUGGGGCCUCCGCGGGGCCACUUUGUCACCGCGGGGACGCGCCGCAGAACUCCGUCAGGUGGCCGAGCCCCCCUCCCGCCUGCACACUUCACUUCCUGUAGCGUCACCUCCGCCGCCUCGGCCUGGGUUCGAGCAGCGGAGCCCCUCCCUCCAAACAGGGCUACGUCGCUGCUCUUCCAGCUGGGAACUCUGGGUUUUAAAAAGAAAAAAAAAACAGGCACUAAAGGUGUGUUGGGGGGGGGUUGGACUGUGAAUGGUUCAGUGUGUUUAUCAUGUAAUACAAGGAAAAGCAUGUUUUGUUUUUAUGUAGUUUUUUGUAUGGCCCACUCUUGUUUUUAUGUAGUUUUUGUACACCCCCCCCCCCCGCUGAAGUUCAGACAUUUCUCAGGACUCGGCCCUCCCCUCGCCGUUUUCCACGGACCCCCUCGCCUCGUCUGAGCAGGACGCCCUUUUUCAAUCCCCUUGGCUCCACUUUGCCAUUCGGAGCACCACAGCCUGUGUCAUCCAGUUGCUGCGAGAAGGGGGGGGGAGGGGGCUUGUGUGUUGCCAUAGCAACCAUGUGACACAUUAGAAAUGGAACUCAGAGGAAUUGAAACGCUGCCUCUUUACGCUUCUACUUUGGGUUGUUUUCCUGUUUUUGUUGUGGGGAUGUUUUCUGCUUUUUAUUUGGCUCUUAACAGUGGAUGAUGCUACUGCAUGCCAGCCCCCGCUCGUCUCAUAUCUGCAGCGACCACGAUGGCGUGGAAGAACUGGAAGAUGGCGAUGAUGACGACGACACGCGUUUUUAAUUAUUUCGGAAAGAGUACGUCACAUAGCCCUGCUAGUGCUGUGAUCAGUCUGCCCCUCCUGUAGAGGGCGCUCCAGCCCCUCGCCCAAGAGUGUACCCUCUCUCCUACUGUUUUCCUUGGUCGUACUCUCACCGCUGUUACUUUGUUAAUAUUGUGUCCUUACACAGCUAUUAGGCUCACCAGAAUAGGAGAACGCCUCCGAGUCCCUAUCAUGAAUCGUGUAUCGUAGCAGUGGAAGAACAUGCUGGAAAAUAGAGGGUAAAACCGCGAUCCUUUCUGUUCAUCUUCUCGGAGCACUCGUGUACCUGUGUCUGUUGCGAGCGCCACCCCCUCCCUUCACGUGCCAGUGACUUCUUAAAACGCUCUUUCAGCAACACGUUGAGCCCAUGCCGUCUUCCGGUAAGCGCGCGCACACAACGCGGUGCUCGUGCACGCUGGUCGGCUCACGUCAAAGUGUCAGGGCGCUGUAUCCAUCAGCAUUGCACCGGUUUCUCCGCCGCUUGCCAGUCGGUUUGCAACGAGAUCCUCGUUCCUUACAGGUGUGUGCGUGUGCGCGUGUGCGCGCGCCGGGAUACGGAGCUCAGCCGGGUCCCCUGUGGAGGUCACCUGGCUAACUGGAAGGUUAACUGCUAGCUACCGUAGCCGUUCCUGCAGCAGCACCUCCCACCCCCACCUGCCCCACUGCUCCCCUCCGUGUUUCCUGCACCUCCUUGUGCUCCCUGUGGAGAUGAGCAGACUGGCAUCUUCAUCACUUGGGACCAUUCCACGGAGCACUUACGCACUUGGAGCCGAACGCUGCGCGCCUCUAGGGGGCGCCUGUGCUCCGGGACACCUGCUGAACGCUUUCCCAUCACCAACAGAUGUGUGAAAAUGUUGCCGUCUCCAUGGGUGUAGUUCCCUUAGAGUAUCUCUUUGGGUACCAUCUGACGAAUACUACGCUGACCGGGUGUUGUACCCAGGAAGGGUGGCGACCGGACCGGACUGAGCUGUGGGCUCCCGCAGCGCUCUGUUCUGACCCGCGUUUGUUUUGUAUCUUCAUCAUACGCCUGUAUCGAUGUUCUCUGUGUAAUGAACACUACUAUGAUGUAAAAUAAAAUGUUGGAAAUGUUGA